AUUUCCAGCCUGGGGUCAGAGUGAGAACGGGGGGUGGGGGGGAGGAUUUAGGAGGGCCCCGUGGGGCUUGGGGAGAAGGGAAAGGGUUUGGGGCAACCUCAAGAUCAAAGCCGCAGACUGGGGAGCCCGUUGUCUUGUUGCAAAGGGUGCACUGGCCCUACAGGCAGACCAGCAGAAGUCUGAGUCCUGACCCUUCUGCCAACGAGCUCAGUGAUCUGCUAAGGAGCUCACCAGCUCAUCUGAGCCUUAGUUUCUUCAUCGGAAAAAUGGGAGUGCCACCACCUGUGGUGCAGUCGGCUCAAAAUAGGAAGUGGGGGACAGUCAUAUACAUGCUGGAGUCACAUUAUCAGAAACCUGGCACAACAGCCAAAAAUCCCUAAAAACCAGAUGGCCACCUUGUUGGCCUCUCUUGAAGAAUGGAAGAAGGGGAAGCCGAUUCGUCACUCCCAGCUGUUCUCAAAAGUCCCGCUGCCAAGUUCGGUCACAACCCACAGUUGCCCAAGAACUUCUCGAAAGCCGACUGCCUUGAGAAACCUCACUGCUUUCCUCUCACCUACUGUCACCAUCGCCCAUUCCCUGCCACGUUGGCUAAUUCAGACUUUCCAGUUAGGUCCUCCCAGCUUCCCCUCCACGUUUCAGGUUUGACCUUUCUCCACCUAUUCUUAGAAGCAGAAACACGUGGUUAAUACAUCAGCAAGGGGAUACAAGUUCCUGGUCCAUGGUGGGCGCUGCACAAAUUCCACUUCCUUCCCUGCCCUCCCUUCCCAUCUGCUCAAUACUAGAAUUUGCUCUCUGAGAAGACGACGUUCUGGUCACCCUUGGAAUUAGGCCAGGGCGAGGCACUCAUUUCCCCACUAAUCCACUUUGUCCCCAGUGUGAAGCCAGCAUUUCCGGAGGAAGGGGGGAUGGCAAGAACUGUCUCAGGGAGAGGGUAAGUGUUUGGGCUUUCUGUCUCAAGAAUGAGGUCCAGGAUCACUCACCCAUUCAAUUGUUUAUUCAGCAAACAUUUGCCAAGCACCCGUCAAUGCAUCCAGUAUAGAGCAAUUGUUGGGGUGCAAACAAGAAACGACAUCGUCCUUAUUUUGGGGAUCUCUAGUCUAGGGUGCCCAAAAGGUUUUAGGACAGGGGCCCCUGAAAGGAGCUGAAGACAGCCCUGAACCUGGUGAGGCCUGGCCUGGGCUCCCUGGCAACCAACGGGAGCCCUGCCAUCCUGUCCGAGCCCAGCUGCCGACAUUAACCUACUUCGUGACCAAUUGACCGAGAGAUGUGGCUGUCAACAGGCCAACAGAGUUCAGACAACUCUGCAGCCAGGGCCUCCAGAAUCUAGGCAGCCUUCCACACAGCCCUGGACCUCACUGUCCUCUCAGGGCCCUGACAACCAGUCAGUCAUCCACUCAAUUACUGAGCCCCUACUAUGGAAGCAACAAGCAGUGGACAAAGCAGGCAGAAAUCUUGGGCCUCGCUGACCAAUAUUCUAGCAGAGGGGCCAGCAAAUCUGAUAUCACAGGUUCAUGAGCGCUAGGAAUAAACACAAUGCGAGAUCAAGACGGACUGGAACAGGGGAGGGGCCCGUUUGGAGAAGGUUCGAGGAAGGCCCUCGGCUAAGGUGACACUGGGCAGAGACCUAAACCGCCAGAGGCGUGGGGCCAAGCAGGGGUCUUGAAGAUCCAGCAUCUCUCUCCCUUCACGCCCUGCUUUCCUCCUCUUCCAAACGCUUGUUAUGGGAGGUGAAAUGGCCCUCCUUUUGGUUUUUCCUCAGUUCUGCCAAUUUCCCAAAGAUAAAAUACUAAACAACAGAUGGCAAGUUCCUCCACAUCCCAAGGGAGGCCCUGGACGACAUAUGUAGGACGGGGAAGGGAGGCAAACAAGAAUCAGUUCAGCGGCUGAAGUGGAAAAAGGGGACCCAAUCAUUUCUUUGGAGGCAAUGGUUGAUAUGCUGAGAAUCCCACGCUGCCUCCACCGGAAGCCUGGUGAGAAGCACUUCCAGGAAACCACUAACGAAGCUUGUUCUAGGUGACUUAGAAUUUGGGACAAUGUGGCGGCCUGAUGACCAACACACACACACACACCCAAAAAUGGAGAUGUCUGAAGUCCAGAGAGAGGCUGUGUUGUCUGAGGCAGAGACAGGCAGACAGAGAGACACAGGCAUAGUCAGAGACAGAGAGAUAGAAUCACAAAGACAGCCUGUGGCCAUUUUAAAUCUCACUUAGAAGGUCUUCCUAGAAGGGCAGGGUGACCCCGGCAGGGAAGUAAACAGCUAAAUUCUCAGAGGCUGAGAAGAAAUCUAAGUGGCCAGCUGGAGACUCGCACCAUCUGUGCCUUAGUGAGAGCUGCCCAGGGUCCCUCCAGGUGCCCCAGAGAGAGCACCACCAAAUGGGACCCGUCCCUUGUCUGUCCUCCUCCCCACUCCUGCCAGCACCAGAAGGAAAGGUCAGAAACUACUGUCAUUGAGUCAGAGGGGAGAGGAGAGGGAAAACCUUCUCCUCGCAAAACGUGCCCACAGCCCGUCACAGAGGCGACACCUCGAAAUGAUGUGUCACCAUCAUAUCAGUCACCAAAUGGACGUGGUGUGGGCCACCAAAGUUUGUUAUCUAUGAGGGAGCAUAUAAGGCCUGGGCCUGCCCAUGGACUCAUCCAGGAGGAAAGAAGACAGCGCCCAGAGCAGGUCUGAGGAGGCUGGGGUGGAGUGGGGUGGGAUUGAGCAGGGUUCUGGUCGUACCCCAACAAGCCUGCUCCUUUAAGGGACUAGCUACACACUCCUCACGUUGCCUAGGAAAAAGCCCUCGGUGCUGCCCCGUCCCCUUCCUGUGUUUGCAUCAUCUGUUUGGACCCUCACCUCCUGGCCUCAGCUCCUGCUCGAGAUGCCCCAUUAGCUGCUCGCCCAGGCUGCUCGUGCCUCAGGCUAAUGGCCCUGCCACCCCGCCCUCGUCUCCCUUCCGGCUCACUGCCCAUCCUGGACACCCUCCGUCAGCCCAGCCAGGGGGACUCCUGCACCUCAGAGACAUCUGGCAGCUCUGAGAGUCUCAGAAAUCAGGAGGCCUUUCCUCUGACGGGACGUGCACACUUCCGUUGUGUUUUAAGAGAGGCUAUGGUGGAAAGAAAGCAGAGGACUGAGGGCUAGCGGUCCUCACUUCGAACCCGGACUCACCGGCUCACUGGCACCACCUCCAUCGUGGGCCUUUCUGGUUGAGAUUGUUGGUAUCUCACUAGAUGGCUUCAAAUACCCUGAGCAGUCUGUGAUCCCAGAAGCCCCUGACCCCCAGCCCCACCCCACCACAAGCCGAUCCAAGGGUGGGGAGCAAGUGGCGCUCAGAAGCGUGGAGGCCAACCCUGGCCCCAUGGACCUGCCCCCGCAGCUCUCCUUUGCCCUCUACGCGGCCGCCUUUGCGCUGGGCUUCCCGCUCAAUGCCCUGGCCAUUAGGGGCGCCGUGUCCCACGCCCGGCUCCGCCUCACCCCCAGCCUUGUCUAUGCCCUCCACCUGGGCUGCUCUGACCUCCUGCUGGCAGCCUCUCUGCCCCUGAAGGCGGUGGAGGCCCUGGCCUCGGGCGCCUGGCCUCUGCCGGCCCCACUCUGUCCUGCCUUUGCCCUGGCCCACUUUGCUCCGCUCUAUGCCGGCGGGGGCUUCCUGGCUGCCCUGAGCGUAGGCCGCUACCUAGGGGCUGCCUUCCCCUUGGGCUACCAAGUGGCCCGGAGGCCACGCUAUUCCUGGGGGGUGUGCGCGGCCAUAUGGGCCCUUGUCCUCUGUCACCUGGGGCUGGUCUUUGGGUUGGAGGCUCCGGGAGGCUGGAUGGACAAUACCACCAGCUCUCUGGGCAUCAACACGCCAGUCAAUGGCUCUCCGGUCUGCCUGGAAGCCUGGGACCCAGCCUCAGCGGGCCCUGCUCGCCUCAGCCUCUCUCUCCUGCUCUUCUUCCUGCCCCUGAGCAUUACAGCCUUCUGCUACGUGGGCUGCCUUCGGGCACUGGUCCGCUCAGGCCUGAGCCACCGACGGAAGCUAAAGGCAGCCUGGGUGGCCGGUGGGGCUCUGCUCACACUGCUGCUCUGCUUAGGACCUUACAAUGCCUCCAACGUGGCUGGCUUCCUGCGCCCCGACAUGGGAGGCUGCUGGCGGAAACUGGGGCUCAUCACAGGGGCUUGGAGUGUGGUGCUCAACCCACUGGUGACUGGCUACUUGGGAGGGGGUACUGGGCGGGUGACAAGUGUGGCAAGAACGAAAGGAGGGACAUCCUAGAAGUAGGGGCCACCGCUGGGGA
This is a messenger RNA of Ailuropoda melanoleuca (giant panda), 4254 nucleotides long. It is a transcript of the gene FFAR1, whose product is annotated as free fatty acid receptor 1. The record is from RefSeq and is a predicted model, not a curated record. NCBI's taxonomy places the organism in Eukaryota, Metazoa, Chordata, Mammalia, Carnivora, Ursidae. Bases 3339 to 4232 code for a protein of 297 amino acids. Gene Ontology annotation, cellular component: plasma membrane. Gene Ontology annotation, biological process: G protein-coupled receptor signaling pathway; positive regulation of cytosolic calcium ion concentration; positive regulation of insulin secretion. The transcript is spliced from 2 exons. Gene Ontology annotation, molecular function: bioactive lipid receptor activity.